AUUACCAUGAUUGCACUGCCAUCUCAGAUUUAGUAACUUGUGCUGCUAGCUCAGCAGCCAGUGGCACAGGAUGAGAGCUCUAAAUAUGCUCCUGCAAUGCAUCAGGCGUUAAGUUCCCAGCUGUCCAGCGGGUGAUCACGUUGUACAUUUGUUUGCCAGGGCACUGGAGAGCAGCUACACAUACAUUCAUUUUGAAUCACCCCUAGCAGCUUCUACAGUGGUUAUUUCACCAUGAGGCGAGGGCACUUGAUCCUCUGGCUUCUGAUCUAAUUUGUGCUGCUGAUCUUGGGCUGUUUUUCAGGGACGUCACACGGCAGUGCCUGCAUUACUGGAGAACACACAUCCCAGUCCCAGGCUUGCCAAGAGCUGAGAGGACAGUGACAGUCUGCUCCACUGCUUCAUCAGGGCAGAGCACGGGAGAAAUAAGGCUUCCCCACAGUGGGACACCACAUUUAGGCUGUGGACAUAGAGGUUUUCAAUUUCUGUGACUUCUGCUCAGAAAUAUGGAUCUUUUCCAGGGGAGUCAGUGGUGCAAUACAGAUGAAGAGGAAAUUGUUUGAAGUUUGCUCUUCUGUGGUUCAAGGCUGCCAGGUCCUGGAGGGCGAAGACCAUCCCUUUCAGCACAAGAAGACUGGAGAGUCUGCCAUUUCAUUGUGGACAAGGAGGGAGGCAUCUGCCAGCAGGAAAGGAGCUCAGUUCUCUGGAGAUAAGAUCCUUACACUUGAAAAGAUCUCUAAGACAAGCCCAGAAGUUCCGGUCAAAUCUCAGAGUCCCACAGUGUUACCACCUCUAUAAAUUUACAACUGGAAUACUCAGCCUGAAGAUCAAGCUUACAUCUGUUUCGGACUGAGCAACAAGCUGGAAACUCUUAAACUUGCACAGUUGCUUUAAAGAGAGAAGCCCAUUAAAAAUACCACCACAGCAGCCACCUGUGCUGUAGGAGCUGGACACUGAGCAUCCUUCUGCCCACAAGAAGAGAGGGGUCAGGCCACAGUGUGGCCCAACAUCACCAAAACCUCUACAGUGCUCACUACAGGUCUGUGCCUGAAGGCCUGGUGUGGGACCUGUUGGGACCAGUGAAACUCCUGCAUGACCACUCCUGCUGCUGCUUUCUAGAAUAUGAGUACUUGCUUCCUCUUUACUGCAGCCUUGUGUCUGCCUUGCAAUGAUGCAAACCUCUUUGUAUUGUUCUGAUAGGUGCACUGAGACUACACAGACACUUCCAGCUUCUUCUUGUGAUUUUUUGGCUUGAAUUCUUCUUACUGUUGGUGACUAUGCUUGUUCCCACCCUUCUGGUUCCACAGCUUUUUACAGGCUCAGUAGCCCUUUUUAAUUUCUCAUUACUUGCUCUUCCAUUACUCUUGAAAUUAGAGUAAUUUUCUAUACUCCCUUCCUUUUCUACUAACCAUCCUGCUGUCUGUUUUCCUCCAUUGUGGCCCUGUUUCCCACAAAUAAUUUCCCUCAUCUGUCAUGCUGUCCCCUUGUUCUACAAACUUCUGCAAAUCUUUCCUUAGAGUGUUUUCUCUUUUCUUCAUUGUUUCUUCCAGACACUGCGUAUGCAAAUUUACUCCUGGGUACAUCUGAGCACAUAUUUUAUGUCAUUAGUGUUCCUUCUAAGAGUUUUCAUAUGUCCUACAUCACUGUGCUUUCCUUAAUUCCAUCCCCAGACCAUUUUGGGAAGAAAUUUAGGAAGGAAGUGUUUUGUGCACGUGGCUUCUUUUGAGAAGAGUUUAAAGACCUUUUUAGUCCUUCAGCUUCACAGAACAUUUGAUGAAUGAAGUAAUCUUCUUAUUCAAGGUCCAGUGAUUUGUGCUAAGAACUUUGGAUACAAUCUGUCAAUUGAAACACAAUAAACUCAUGUAGACUUAGGGGAAAUAUUGUUGCUGGCACAGUAUUGUAAUAUUUUUUAACAGAGCAAUCACUCAAUGAAAUUAAGAAUAAGAGAAUCUGUGCACACUGACAAUACAUUGAAGGAGGAGGCCAUUGAGAAGGCACGUGAUUUAUAGGUUCAGGCACAUUUCCAGUCUUCCAGCACAGCAGAGAUACAUUUCCUCAUAAAUAUCUCUCAAAACAGUAACAAUCAGACUUGACAAACACCAAACUGACCUGUGUGCUUUCAGAAAGCCACAUCCCUUCUAUGAGAAUCAUUCAGAUAUAAAUCUCUGACUAAUUCCUGCAAUUCACCAAUACAAUACAAAAAGGUUUUUGCUACUUUUAAGGUAAUUCUCCAAAGGAAUUAAUAAACUGAGAGCUGAUGUUCCUUUGUCAUGACAAAGUAGAGUCAAUAUUCUGGCCAAAAGGCAAGCGUAUGACAAAGUGCUUCCCCUUUGCAACUGGACUGAGAGCAGCACUUCUCCUGUACACACAAGUGCAAGGGAUUUAUGCAUUAUCACAAACAUUUGAUGAUCUGGCUACAACUCAGCUAUCAGCUGUCCUGCCAGCCAGGAAAUACAGCUCUAUCACAACCAGCUAUUGCUCAGCUGCAUUUUCUGCAGCACUAGAGUCUGCUGCUCUGCUCCUGGACAUGAAUCAGAUUGCUGUAUUUCUGUGUGAUAGCCGGAUUGCGCGAGAACAGAUACCGCUCCAGCUGUGCUCAUGCACGAGCCCCAGGGGACACUUGUCCCCAUGGCUGCCACCCAGCACCUCUGUUGGGCUCCAGCCAGCUCCAGGGGCAGGACCUGGUGCUUGCCCAGGCUGAAGGAGGUUCUCCAGCCCCUGAGCUUGUGUUGAAGGGUAGCCCUGACCUCUGCAUCCCUGGUACCAUCCCCAGACUGGCCCAGGUACACUCUGUCCUGGUCCAGCCCCAGCCACCUUGACCACGUGUGUAGGCAGGGAAGCUGUGGCAGCAUCCCACCCACUUCUGGCUGCACUGGCUGGGACCACAGGCAGGAUUGGGGCCCAGCAGAGUCCAGGGUGAGAUCCCACGUGGCAAGUCUGUGCUGUGGUGGCAUCUAAAGGUCCCUGGAGAGCCAGAGGGGUAGGACAAGGGGAGGAUGCUGAGCAAGAGCCAUAAGGUCUUGCAUGCUUGCCCACCAUGUGACAAGUGACAAUCCAUGUGCAGCUGAGGGAGGGAGCCAGACUCUGGGGGACAGAAGAAGACCCUGGCCCAGGAGGGGUGAGGGACAUGGCUCUGAUCCUCACUGGGCUCCCACGGCUGCAGGCAGGAAAGCUUAUUCUUGUGUACAAGCAGGUGGCAUGAGAAUAUUAAGUGGUAAAUCAGAUAAGCUCCAAUCUCGUUAUGCCAACAGAUGAGUGGGUCAGAAAGGUUUGAGUGUAGCUGUCAAUACAGCACCCUGUAAGGAUAAUGCCUAAUCAAAUUAGAUUAGACACUUGCAGCUCCCAUACCCACAGCUUCUUAGUUAGGGGAAACACAAUGUUCCAUGAAGGAGGUGAACAAAUCAUCUUAGCAGCUUGAACAGCCUCAGCACAUCCCAUCCCUCUUUCUGCUUUCCAGGCAGUGUCUGCACCCACCGCUUUGGACACAGCCCCAUAAAUGGCCCUAACAAUGCUGCUUUUCCUGGGAAGUAUGUUUUGCAUCACAUCAGCCACAUGAUUUUACUCCACAAAUUUUCAGUAGUUUUCAUGCUAGGAGUAAGGAAAGACUGUCAUGAGAGUUGUUGGGAGGGGAGGAAUUUUAGCCCCAGAAGCUCCACCUUGUUUUCCCAGCUACCAACCAGUAACAAGGGACAGUUUAAAUACUUUACAGUUUAAAUAUUUAAGGUUUCCAAUUGGAACACUGUUUCAAUGACAUCCACCGACAUGCAACAAUUUGGGUUUAAAGCUAUUGGAAACAAGUUUGUGCAACCACACGUGUUCAGAUGUUACUAUGCUGUGUGACAGCCCAGUGCAAGUUUCCUAAAAUAGCAGCCUCAUCCUCCUCCAAAAUCCUCCAUUGUCUGCCUAAGGCCAUUCAAAGAACAUUAUCCUAUUGCAAGCUUAGACUGUGUCCACUUCAGUUAUCAUUGUUAUGCCAGCCACGGCUGCAUGGUGCCACUUGAAUAUCCCUAAAAGCCUAGGGAACACUUAUUCCUUUUUGCAUGACUUUAUUUCUUAGAGUACAUCAGCCCACCAAAGGGUUGCUUUGGCCCUGCUGGCUUCAUUUGCAAAGCAAUUCCGAUUUCCACCUGCCAUUCCUACAUGGUGUCAAUUGCACAGCAAACACACAGCCCUGGCUUGCCUCAAGAAACACUGCCUCAGUUUCUCCACUUGUGCAGCUAUAAACAUCAGUAUGUUAGGACCUUCAUUCUUCCUCCUGUUAAGAGGAAAUUUUCUGGCUAUAUUUCAAACCCUGAGUGCAGAAGCAGGAACUGAGCUUAGAUCUUUUGUAUUUGGAGCCCAGAGUAUCACUGUUGGACAUUGUUUUUCUUAUGAAUGUUUUGAAACAAAAGCAUUUAUCUUGAACUGAACAUAACCUUUCAGACCAAAUGAAGUACGAAUAUUUGGAAAGUUUGGAUCCGAAAGAGUGUCAAUUUUGAUUCAAUAUGAAUAGUUCACUCUUUUGCCAUCUUUCGUCUGCCAAAUCAAAGCCAAAAAGCACAUAAUUUUCAUAACCAUUAGUACAUCCACAAAACCUUUUUAUUUUGUCAGGAAAACGCCCCAUGUUACCAGGCCCAAAGGUCCUUCUGUUGAGACGAAGGGCAUCCUGACUAUUCUCUAACUGCAUAGCUCAGUCCUACAUAACUCCUGGGCAUUUGAUCAUCCAUAUGAUUCCUAGACUUUUAAACAUUUCUGAGAAGUGGCUAUGAGCUCCCAAGAGACUUUCUCUCCUUCCAUGAAUUUGACCUGGAACAAGGAGGAUCCAAUGAAUUGUAAAAACUGCCAGGCAACAGUAUGCUGGACUGUAAGAAGAGCUAAACUUCACUUCAGACUUCCUUCAAAGACCUGGAGAAAGGACACAUCAUUCCUUUGGAAUACCAGAAUCCAAAAUGUGUUAGCCCCCUUGAAAGACAUUUAGUUGGUUUUACUUUACCAUUUUUCCUCCCUGUGGGAUGAAAACAAGGCUUGUAUUUUACCAUGCACUGGAAGGGCCCAGAUUGCUACUGGAGUAGACAUUGAAAGGCAGAAGGCAGCCUCCAGCUUCCCUUGUGUUAAUCAUAAAUAAAAUUACUCCCACCUGGGAGGUUUACACAGCUGCAAAUGAAAUUUUUACUGGGGUACAAGCAAUGAUUUCCUCACACAUAACUGACCUGACAGGCCAUGGGCAAGAAGGCUGGACCCACAGAAAAAUAUGUUUCCCUCCAACUCCAAUAAAUUGUUUGUCUGUAUCAGUUCCAGCUGGCUGGUAUCAUUACAUGUGCAUCUCUCUUCUGACUAGAAAUGCUUCCCAGGAAAAAGAAUGACACCCUUGUUUCUAGAGGUAGCUAAGACAAGGUGGGAGCAACCUCCUCCCACUGUUUUGGAAGCCUUUUCUCUGCAGGUCUAAAAUCUACUGUUCUAUACAAUCAGAGAGAACAGACUGUUCCUUUUUUCUCAGCCAUAGCUUUUCAUACAACUGGGGACUGUUUCGUUAGAAAAGAGAUGCCUCAAAAAGAGACACGAGAAACCUCGGUCUUUCCACAAAGGUCACCUUUUCCCACUGUAUUCUGGGUGAGACAUCUGUUUAGAACAACAUGGCAUAAUCUGUUGUACCAGACAAGGUUCAUGCUAAUGGAUGUAGACUUCCUUCUGCCUGCAAGUCCUGGCACAUUGUGCAGCCUUUGUUAAGCUGAGGUAGUGGAUCGUCCCCAUGAAUUCACCAGGUGACUGUUCUCCACGUAAGCAGGACUUUCCAUGCCUCCUUGGUGAAUUCUAGUCCUCUCAUCCUGAACAUACCUGUCUGCAAUUUAGUUUUAAGAUGGGGCUCAAACACAUUUACAGACACCUGACCACGGCUUAUUCACCGGCUUAAUAUUUUUACACCUAUCAGUGGAAACACUGAGUUGUUCUACAUCUGUUAUAGUCUCCACAGAGAAUCCUGCUCAAGAGAUUCUACAUUUCAUUCGUGAGCUGCUAAAACAAACUCUUCAUCUUUCAAAUACAUUUGCCAACACCUUCUAACUAUCUCAUCUAAGCCUUCACUGUAAGACACAAAAUAUCUGUUGUGUUAUUUUGUCAGGAGAUAUGACAGCCUUUACUUUCCUUCUGUCCAGGGACUACUGACUCUGCCAUAGAGAAAACUGUGCUGUGUGACACAAUUUGCUCUUGACAAAGUCGCAUUGGCUGUUAUUAGUCUCCUCUAGUUAUGUACAUAAACAGGUUUGUUUCUGUAUUUUCUUAGAAGCCAAAUCUGAAAUACAUUGUAGAAAAUAUGUUGUAGAAUUCUCCAGUUAUUUCUUUUUCCUAUUUCACUGAAAGGAUCAUUAUAUCUACUUGUUCCAAGAUUUCCAAAACUUCAGAAGAUCCUCCAUUAGUUGUCAGAAAAAUCAGGAGUUUGUGUUCCUCUGCUAGAACAUUGUUGUGGAAGGCAGUGUGGCACACAUCACCUCCUCCAAGCUUUCUUGAGCAAUAAUUCUAUUUCAAUAUCCCGAGUGAGAAUUACUGAGACAAGCUGCCUUCCUCCCAGGCAUCCAGAUUCACAUUUGGCCUGGAUUGAACCACUCCUGGCAGAAGUGACAGUACUCAUAGACAGUGAGAAAUACAGUCUGGACCCUUAGACCCUUGCUCCUUGAGCAGGCGAACCUUGCUUAUUUUCCAGCAAUGUAGUAGAGGGGUUCACCCUUAUUCUCCAGUAAUGAAAUCUUCUGUGCAUUGUUUAAUUCUUCUGAAGUAUAAUAACUGGCCUUUGCAGCACUUUGCCUCCCAGCACUGUGCUGACUCAAACCUGCUGUUUGCAGUGUUGUGGCUUAAUUGAUGUGAAAAAACUCCUGUUCCUCACCGUCAUAAUUCUCCCCCUUUCUCCACUGACAGUGAAGAGGAAAAUAUUUCUACCUCCACAGUUUGCUUGGGUUUUGUUUGGUUUUGAUUUUGUCUGCAGGGCUUCCCAUGUUCCCUCAGAGAGCUUCAAUUCAGCAAUCCCAAACAGAAGUUCUCCAGAGUCGUUCCUGUAUGGAUGCCACUAAGAGGCAUGUUUUCCUGUUGUGGCUCUUACUAGCAAGAAACAAAGACCACAGACCUUGCCAAUUCAGUUGAAACCCUGGACUAAAGCAUUCAGGAUUGGUGCUUCCCUUAGAGAACAGCCCUUACAGAGCUGCUAUAGAGCCAUGCAAUAGUAGAGAGAUUUCUAAAAGAGCAGCCUUACCUCACUAUUUUUAUUUUGGCCAAUGAGUUCUUUUGUGAAGAAUGCACUUCCUACUACUGCUGGGAGCUGGGAGCAGAAAUAAUAAGAUGGUCACCUUGUUAGCCAAGGAUUAGGCCCAAGCAGUAUAUAUUUAAUUAGACUGUAAAGAGCUUAUUUCAAUAUUAAGAGAUGCACUCCUUCCCUGUUGCUACUGCCUCAGAAUUGUUCAGUAAGUGUUCUGUCUAUCAAGAGAGAGUGUUUUCAGACAUUGUGAGUACUCAGUUUUUGUUUACAGUAGAUUAAGAAGAGGAAAGUUGACCCAAAGCUCUUGUAGAGGUCAUCUAAUCUCUUUGGUUGAGAAGAUCUGUCCUCCCACAGAUUCAUCUUCAGCAUUAUAAAGGAAUACAUCUUCCUGAUGACAAGCUCUCUUUGCAGGGAUACCUCAAACUUGCUUAAUCCAGAAGCAGCACCUUCUGUUACAAAAAUUUAAGAGACACAUGAGAAAUUAGAGUGCUGUUUGCACAUCUUUGGACUAUUCCUUACCCACAGGAUCAAGGGCAUUCACAAUGAGCAUUAGUGAAGACGACGUGGAGAAGUUUCUUGAUGGCAACCCUGCUUUUGCCAAGCAGUAUUUUGAGAAGAAAUUAAAAACAGAGUCCUGGGAUAACAAUGAGAGUGAAAUACUUUUUGAGUUGAUCCAAGACAUGCAAGAAAGCAUCAACAUGGAGAAAGUAGUUUUCAAGACCUUGAGAAGAAUCAGGUCCCUUAUUCAUGCUGACCGCUGUAGUCUCUUCAUGUACAGGCAGAGAAACGGCACUCCUGAGCUGGCAACAAGGCUUUUCAACAUCCAGGAGGGAAGUACUCUGGAGGAAUGCCUGGUCUCCCCAGACUGCGAGAUUGUCUACCCACUGGACAUAGGCAUCGUGGGCCAUGUUGCUCAGACCAAGAAAACCAUGAACAUCAAGGAUGUCCGUGAGUGCGCCCAGUUCAGCCCAUUUGUUGAUGAGCUCACCGACUACACUACAAAAAACAUCCUUGCGACACCCAUCCUGAAUGGAAAAGAUUUGGUUGCUGUCAUUGUGGCUAUAAAUAAGCUGAACGGCCCACACUUCACCAGCUCUGAUGAAACACUUUUUCUGAAGUAUCUGAAUUUUGCAUCCUUGAACUUGAAAAUUUAUCACUUGAGUUAUCUUCACAACUGUGAGACUCGAAGAGGCCAGGUGCUGUUGUGGUCAGCUAAUAAGGUUUUUGAGGAGCUGACGGACAUUGAGAGGCAGUUCCACAAGGCUUUUUACACAGUGCGGGCUUACCUGAACUGCGACCGGUACUCGGUCGGGCUGCUGGACAUGACAAAGCAGAAGGAAUUUUUUGACCUGUGGCCAGUCCUUUUGGGAGAAGUACCUCCCUACACAGGACCUCGAACCCCGGAUGGCAGGGAAAUAGUCUUUUACAAGGUCAUUGAUUACAUAUUACAUGGAAAAGAAGACAUUAAAGUCAUCCCAAAUCCUACCCCGGAUCACUGGGCACUAGUUACUGGACUGCCAACCUAUGUGGCUGAAAGUGGAUUUAUUUGCAACAUUAUGAAUGCUGCUGCAGAUGAGAUGUUUAAUUUUCAGGAAGGUCCUCUAGAUGAAUCAGGAUGGACUAUCAAAAACGUUCUCUCCAUGCCAAUAGUGAAUAAAAGGGAAGAAAUUGUUGGUGUUGUCACAUUUUAUAACCGAAAAGAUGGGAAACCGUUUGAUGAACAGGAUGAAACCCUUAUGGAGUCCUUGACGCAGUUCCUGGGUUGGUCUGUGCUCAACACAGACACAUACGAUAAGAUGAACAAGCUGGAGAACCGUAAGGACAUUGCUCAGGACAUGGUGCUCUACCACGUGAAAUGUGACAAGGAUGAAAUCCAGGAAAUUCUGCCAACACGAGAAAAGCUGGGGAAGGAGCCAAGUGAGUGUGACGAAGAGGAGCUGGCAAGCAUUCUGAAAGAAGAACUCCCAGGACCCACUAAAUUCGAAAUCUAUGAGUUCAGGUUCUCAGAUUUUGACUGCACUGAGCUAGAGCUGGUGAAGUGUGGCAUUCAGAUGUACUACGAGCUUGGCGUGGUGAAAAAGUUCCAGAUCCCACAGGAGGUUCUGGUAAGGUUUGUGUACUCUGUCAGCAAAGGCUACCGGAAGAUAACUUAUCACAACUGGCGUCAUGGCUUCAAUGUAGCACAGACCAUGUUCACCCUCCUGAUGACUGGCAAACUGAAGCGUUACUACACUGACCUCGAAGCUCUUGCAAUGGUAACUGCAGCUCUGUGCCAUGACAUUGACCACAGGGGAACCAACAACCUCUACCAAAUGAAAUCUCAAAACCCUUUAGCUAAACUUCAUGGAUCCUCUAUUUUAGAGAGACAUCACUUGGAAUUUGGAAAAUUCUUGCUCUCUGAGGAGUCACUGAACAUAUGCCAGAACCUCAACCGCAGACAGCAUGAGCAUGUGAUUCACCUGAUGGAAAUUGCCAUUAUAGCAACAGACCUGGCACUCUACUUCAAAAAGAGAACAAUGUUUCAAAAGAUCGUUGAUGAGUCUAAGACUUAUGACAGUGCGACGGCCUGGACUGAAUAUUUGUCUCUGGAGACUACAAAGAAAGAGGUUGUGAUGGCCAUGAUGAUGACUGCCUGUGACUUGUCAGCUAUCACAAAGCCUUGGGAAGUCCAGAGUAAGGUAGCUCUACUGGUAGCAGCCGAGUUCUGGGAGCAAGGAGAUUUGGAAAUAAGCGUCCUUCAGCAGCAGCCCAUUCCCAUGAUGGACCGAAGGAAAGCUGCUGAGCUUCCAAAGCUUCAAGUGGGUUUCAUUGACUUUGUGUGCACGUUCGUCUACAAGGAAUUUUCCCGUUUCCAUGAGGAAAUUCAACCUAUGCUUGAUGGGCUACUGAACAACAGAAAUGAGUGGAAGACCCGUGCUGAUGAGUAUGAUGCAAAAGUUAAAGCUCUGGAGGAAGAGAAGAAAAAAGAGGAAGAGAGAAUGGCUGCAAAAAGAGGUGAAAUAACAUGCAAUGGAGGAACAGCUCCAGCUUCCAAAACCUGUAGCAUACUGUAGACCUAUUCUCAUGGCAAGAUAUGCCACGCAAAAUGAGAAUGCCCAUAAUUAAAAAAACCAAAAAAAACCACAAAAAGAACAAAACAAAGAACCAAAAAACACCAAAAAACCCAAACCAAAACAAAAAAGAAAUUAAUGGCAUACAAACACAUUCUUGAUAGGACUAUUCUGAUAAUUCAUUAGGCUUGUGACCAAUCAGGGAAGGGCUAGAUCUUGUUUGCCUUAAUUGCAUCUCUUCCUGAUGGUAGGGUGCCAGUUCUGUCCUGUCGUCUGUCCUCCAUCUAACACACCUGAUAUCACAUGGCAUGUGACAAGUCAGAACAACAUUUGGCCUGAUAAAUCAGGUUGCAAGAUUAUAGAAGAGCGCUUUUCCUGCACUUGGAAUACUUCCUACCCCAAAGCUGAUGGGGAUAAUCCUGCUCCAUACAACCUUAUGAAACUGACAGUGAAUGCAACCAUAGCCUGCACAGUGGGAAAAACUGAAGAAGAGUUAAAGUUAAUCAUACCGAAGUCUAUAUCUGUCAGGAUAUCAUGAAGAAACCUGAGGGUAAGGAUAAAGCAUGAAAACUGACCAUAGUAAAUCUUUGAACUGCUAUAAAAUGUUACGAUUCCAUGUAAAUCCAAGAAACACUCUGACAGAUAACACAUAUAUAUUUUCACUUAAAGAAUCUGCGUAGGUUGCUAUCCCAAAGCAUGGAGCCAUUCAUGCUUCAGACAGUAGCUGCCUUCUCCAGGAGCAGGAUCCACACUGUGUGCUAAUUGAAGCUUCAUUCUUUCCUGUGUCAUUUUAAGAAGACAGUGUUAAUUUAUCCAUUACAGUUCCCCUUACAAUUAACCAAGCAACCUGAGCUGUGGCAUCUCAUAAAUUUGUUCUGUUUUGCCUCAUAAUGCCACAAUUGAUCAGAACCAACUGUCCUUCCUUUCUUCCUCCUGUUCUGAGAUGUCUGGUUUUUAGAUUAUACUUCAGACUUGUAACUCUUAUUUUAGUUGAAAAUUACUUUCCAUGUUUAUUCAUGCAAAAAUAGAACAUUCAAAUACACUCUUGUAGUAGUAGAGACACCCUCAUGUCCUGCUCCAACCCUCCUCCCACUCUUUCUUUAAAAAAAUUGUUUGGAGAUCUAUUUUGCUGGGGAUUUUCUUCUUCUAUUACUCCUGCUACCUUCAGGGUUUUUACCCUUCAGUAUAUUGUUUUGCAUUACAAAAAUACUGCAAGUAAAAGAAAAACUAGAGCUGUGGUGGUACCUGGUGAUCAUUUACCUCUCUCGGUGUAGUAAGCAAGAUGUAGUCCUCAAACAACAUGCAGCAAUUCUGUGAGAGGCAAUUUGUCUUUCAGGAAAACACAGAAACUUGUCCACUUGCAUGAAAGUUAAUACACAACAGUUAGUGAC
Messenger RNA from Catharus ustulatus (Swainson's thrush), 11660 nucleotides. It is a transcript of the gene PDE6B, whose product is annotated as phosphodiesterase 6B. Gene Ontology annotation, molecular function: protein binding; 3',5'-cyclic-nucleotide phosphodiesterase activity. The transcript is spliced from 24 exons. Bases 7762 to 10272 code for a protein of 836 amino acids. Gene Ontology annotation, cellular component: photoreceptor outer segment membrane. Gene Ontology annotation, biological process: retina development in camera-type eye; signal transduction. Lineage: Eukaryota; Metazoa; Chordata; Aves; Passeriformes; Turdidae. The record is from RefSeq and is a predicted model, not a curated record.